Messenger RNA from Coregonus sp. 'balchen', 22910 nucleotides. The record is from the annotation of a GenBank genome assembly. Lineage: Eukaryota; Metazoa; Chordata; Actinopteri; Salmoniformes; Salmonidae.
AUCCGGAUUGCAGCACUAAAUGCAGCCUCAGCCGCUGCUGAUGAGUCUGAAGACCCUCUGAAAACUAAAAAGAGUCGAACUAAGGAGGCUCAGGUGUGGUAGUCUUGCUGAGCCACAUUACACUAGCCACAUUUGGUUAAACUUUGCUUUCAAAGUAGACAUUUGCUUGUUCUGAGUUAUUUCCCUCCUUUUCCUAUACAGGAAGCAGAGGCAUUUGCUUUGUAUCAUAAAGCAUUAGAUCUUCAAAAGCAUGACAAGUUUGAGGAGUCUGCCAAGGCCUAUCAUGAACUCCUUAAAACCCCAUUGCUCAAAGAGGUAUCAUUCCCUUCAGAGACUCAAUGAGGUUCACUGCAUGUCUUAUUGAAAUUAUCCUGCACUAUAACCCUUUAUAUGAUUUAACAUGUUGUCACACCUCUCACAGGCAAUGCCCUCGGACGACCAAAAGGUGGGUCUUAAGCAUCCAGGACUGAUGCUGAAAUACUCUACCUUCAAAAACCUGGCUAGUUUGGCUGCGCUGCGGGAUGAUUUGGAGACAGCCAUGGAAUUUUACUUGGAGGUAAACUCAUCCUAAAAGAGCACAAGUUAUGGAACCUAUCAGUAAACCAUAUAACUAAUAAUUGGUAAGGUAAAUCUUAGCGGGAGAAUAAAUGUUGUUUACUGUACACAAUACAUUUGUUCAAGUCCAUGUGACCUGAAGAUACGGUAUAUGUUUUCUCGCAGGCUGUGAUGCUGGAUUCCACUGAUGUGAACAUGUGGUACAAGAUUGGUCAGGUGGCUGUGCGACUGCUGCGCAUUCCUUUGGCGCGGCAUGCCUUUGAGGAGGGUCUGCAAUGUAACCCAGACCACUGGCCCUGUCUGGACAACCUCAUUACUGUUCUCUACACACUCAGUGACUACAGCUGUGAGUCAUUCCUCUGUAUGUCUGUCCUCUGUCACUGUGCAAAGGACUGACUAAUCAGUAUUGUUUUUAUCAUAUUUCUAACUGUUUAGAACUGUUGAUUUGAAAAUGGUCCAGGUGUGCAAAAAUGUGUGGGGGGGUAGUUAUCUAUCAUACUGUUUUCCAGGCUGUUUGUAUUUCAUCUGCAAAGCCCUGGAAAAGGAUCAUUGUUACACCAAAGGGCUGGUGUUGAAGGAGAAGAUCUUUGAAGAGCAGCCUUGUCUGAAGAGGGACUCCAUGCAAAUGUUCCUGAAGUGGUAUGGCCCUUCUACCCACCUGUCUACUUAUCCUAAAUGUGUGCUGUCAUACAGCUGUCCAUAUGGUCUUGAUCUUGUCCUCAUGCUCCAUAUGCAGUGACAUGUCCAUUCACUAUGUGGAGGUGGAUGAGGAGGAGACCCAGGCCAUUGUGGAGGAGGCAAUGGAUCUGCGACGGCGCAGGCAGGCUCUCUCUGCCCGGGAACCCAAACCAGACCUGGUCCUGGUCCAACCCAUCCGCUGUUUCUCGUGAGUCUUCACACUUACUCUUAUCUGUUGACAGGUGGACGCGCCUCCCCUUCUCUUGUAGUUUCACAGGAUACAGACAGUUGCUGUGAAUACUCAAACAUGUAUUUGUUUUUUUGCAGUUUACUCCCUUGCUUUACAUUUUGAUUAAUGAUAGGAUUGUUUUAAUUGACAAAGCAUUUUGGACUGUUAUGAUUCUCAGGUGGAAGAAUGUUGGAGAGAGCCUCCUUGCCAUGUACAGACAUCAGACCAUCUGCGAGCCGCCACGCCCAAGUCUGGGCCGCAGGAUUGACCUGUCCCAGUACUGCGACCCCAACUGCCUCCAGGCCUUGCCUCCUGAGCCCUGCCCUCCUGUCAGUGAGAUCCAGACCAUCCCCAGCAGCAGCCCCAGCUCCUCCCUGCCUCCACUUCCUGUCCCUGAGCCAUCAGCACUGUCCCAGCCCAGCCCUGUGGUUCAGAUCACACAGAGCCAGACUGUAGAGGUCACUACAACUACAGCCCCCUCUGUUGGUCAGUUGCUUCUUUUCAUCUAAUUUAGCAUGUCAAUUCCAUUGAUUUGCAAGCAUUUAGACAACAAAACAAAUUGUCUCAGAAUGGCCUAUUGUAUGCUCUGAUAAUUAAUGUGUUGUUUAAAUGUCAAUUGGUCCCUUCACAGCUAUGGAAACCUCCUUCACUGUGAAGGAGAAGGAGAAAAAGGCCCCUAAGAGGAGACGCACAAUGGAGGACAGUGGAGACACUGCCAAGCGCCGCUCAGCUCGGGUCAGAAACACAAAGUGCAAGAAGGAGGAGAAGAUUGACUUCCAGGAGCUGCUGUUCAAAUACCUACCAUCCAGGUAUUGUCAUGAAACCCCAAGGGAAAAAUAACAACGCAUUGCAAAUAUAUUGUUUUGGAUGGUGAUCAGGCUCUCCUGUUCCACUCAGACUAAAGAAGUUUGACCUUGAGGAUGAUGAUGAGAGCCUGAGUAACCUGGAAGCUCAGUGUGAAGUCAAGCAGGACUCCCAGCUGCUCCAUGGCACUAGCGGCAUGCCUUUAGACUCUAUUGAAUAUAUGGAAUCAGGUACAUGUCUUAUACAAUCCUCUACAUGAUUCAAAUGCGUUAAUGUCAAACAUCUUAUAGGAUUUACAUUACAUUGUCUUUCUUCAUCCCCAGAACAACAGGAUGUCCACAACUUCGUGCUCAAUAAUAUGAGCAAUGGUGGGAUAUUAGAGUUGAUGAUGCGCUAUCUGAAAGCGGUGGGUCAGAAGUUCAUGGAGGAGUGGCCUCGGGGGCUGACUGCAGUGGUGCUGGAGGUGUAUCACAGCUGGAGGAAGCACAGUAGCGGCCUCCCCAACCCUCUGCUCCGCGACUGCAGUAAUCAACACAUACGGGUAUGAGAUAGCCCAGGGAUCUAUUGUGACUCUCUCCUGAUUUGUUACUUUAUCAACAGUGUUUAAAUUGAAGUACCAAUGUUUUGUCAUCCCACCUAUUGCACCUGUCAAUUUGUCUGUAAAUUACUUGUAAUUGGUGUUUCAUGUGCAGGAAAUGUUUCUGAUGAGCCUAUCAUGUAUGGAGCUUCAGUUGGAGCAAUGGUCACACAGCAAAGGCAAAAAUGGUAUGUGUCAAAAAGAUUGCUUUACUUUGGUAUUCCUUUAUGAAAUAUCCAUAUUGGUUUCUUUCUUUUUGAAAAACCAUAUUGGUACUUAACCACACUGCCCUUUCCCACCUGGACAAAAGGAACACCUAUGUGAGAGUGCUGUUCAUUGACUACAGCUCAGCGUUCAACACCAUAGUGCACUCAAAGCUCGUCACUAAGCUAAGGACCCUGGGACUAAACACCUCCCUCUGCAACGGGAUCCUGGACCUGACGGUCCGCCCCCAGGUGGUAAGGGUAGGCAACAACACGUCUGCCACACUGAUCCUCAACACUGGGGCCCCUCUGGGGUGCGUGCUCAGUCCCCUCCUGUACUCCCUGUUCACCUACGACUGCGUGGCCAAACACGACUCCAACACAAUCAUUAAGUUUGCUGACGACACAACAGUGGUAGGCCUGAUCACCAACAACGAUGAGACAGCCUAUAGGGAGGAGGUCAGAGACCUGGCAAUGGUGCCGGGACAACAACCUCUCCCUCAAUGUGAGCAAGACAAAGGAGCUGAUCGUGGACUACAGGAAAAGGCGGGCCGAACACUCCCCCAUUAACAUCGACGGGGCUGUAGUGGAGCGGGUUGAGAGUUUCAAGUUUCUUGGUCACCAACAAACUAUCAUGGUCCAAACACACCAAGACAGUCGUGAAGAGGGCACGACAACACCUUUUCCCCCUCAGGAGACUGAAAAGAUUUGGCAUGGGUCCCCAGAUCCUCAAAAAGUUAUACAGCUGCACCAUCGAAAGCAUCCUGACCGGUUGCAUCACCGCCUGGUAUGGCAACUGCUCGGCAUCUGACCGUAAGGCGCUACAGAGGGUAGUGCGUACAGCCCAGUACAUCACUGGGGCCAAGCUUCCUGCCAUCCAGGACCUAUAUACUAGGCGGUGUCAGAGGAAAGCACAAAAAAUUGUCAAAGACUCCAGUCACCCAAGUCAUAGACUGUUCUCUUUCUACCGCACGGCAAGCGGUACCGGAGCGCCAAGUCUAGGACCAAAAGGCUCCUUAACAGCUUUUACCCCCAAGCCAUAAGACUGCUGAACAAUUAAUCAAAUGGCCACCCGGACUAUUUACACUGCUGCUACCCGCUGUUUUAUCUAUGCAUAGUCAGUUUACCCCUACCUGCAUGUACAAAUGACCUCGACUAACCUGUACACCCGCACAUUGACUCGGUACCGGUACCCCCUGUAUAUAGCCUCGUUAUUGUUCUUUUAUUGUGUUACUUUUUAUAAUUUUUUACUUUAGUUUAUUUGGUAAGUAUUUUCUUAACUCUUUCUUGAACUGUUGGUUAAAGGCUUAUAAGUAAGCAUUUCACGGUAAGGUAUUCGGCGCAUGUGACAAAUAAAGUUUGAUUUGAUAUAUUCCUUCCUUUUUCUUUUUGUAAAGGGUCCCCGAGAAAGUGCAGUGGAGGCCAGAGCAGUGUUGUGUGUGAUGCAGAGUUCCCAGGGCAGCACUUUGAAGGGGACCUGUUACAGCUGGCCCUGGGAUCAUCACAGGGGAACCUGUUUGAGGACAACUGGGUGGCCGUGGUGGUACGUGUUUACUGGCUCAAGGCACGCUUCUUGGCCCUGCAGGUAACCUUAACAUUCAUCCUGUAACCUCAUUUACCCCUGUUUUCUUUGGCAUGUUUACCAUAGCACAUACUUUUUUUUUCCUAGCAUCAUACCAAGUUGACCCCUUUCCUCAUAAAUCUCACAUUGAUUUGUCUUAAUUAUUUAAUCGAAUCUGAUCAACAUUUUCUGUUGAUGUGAUUCAUAACCUAAGACUUGUUUUGUGUACUUGUGUCCUCUCACAGGGAGACAUGGACCAGGCCCUGGAGAGCUAUGAUGUGUGUACAGACAUGCUGCAGAGUCACACACGGACCACAGAGGAGGACAAGUACACCAUCUACCUGCCCAACCUGCGUGUGGAUGCAGCCAUCUCAGUGGAGGAGGUCAGUGAACAGUAAAACUAGCGCACAUACCCUAUUUGAAUAACAUGCACUUGGCCCUCACGUGAUGUAUUAUUUUGUCCAACCAUCUCGUUAGAGCCUGUAGUUCCCCUGUGGUUUUGAGUUGUCUGGUUAAUCAGAAAGAGUUUCUUUCUCCAAACGGCAUGGACAGAUUGAUAAGAAGCUGAAGUCUCUGGAGCGUUGUCAGUCCCUGGAGGAGAUCCAGCGUCUGUUUGAGUCUGGGGACUAUGAGUCUGUGGUGCGGCUGCUGCAGCCCACCCUCAGCUAUGGCUCUGGGCGGGUCAAGCCUCUGGAGUUUGUCAGCUCUGUUCCUGAGAGGCCUGCCCAGCUGCUUCUGCUACAGGUUAGCGUCUGGAUUCAUACAGCAAUAGAUGUCUGGUGUCUUUUACAUGAGACUCUUCUUUUUAAGAAGUCUUUCUCUGUUUGGCAUGGCACUACUUAUCAGUGUGCUACUGACGUAGAAAGGACAAGCAGUGUUAUCGCUUAUCGCAUCAGUACAUUCUAUGAGCGUGAUGAAAUGUACAAUAAACAGCCAUUGAGACAUUUGUAGAUUUUUGACAUUUUUCCUCUUUUCUCUGCAUCUCUGUGCCCCAGAACUCCCUGUUGAAGCAGAAGGACUACCGUCAGUGUCUGGAGUGCACCGAGGUGGCCCUGAACGAAGCCCUGCAGCAGCUCAACGCUGUCCCAGCCAGCUCUCACUCGGCCAAAGAGGAAUGGGUGUCCACCAUCACAACGCUGCUGGGAGGCAUCGAGGUCUGCUUCACAGAGGACCCUCAACUCCUGAGCAACGUCAACCGCUACACCAGCAUGGCCCGGCUGGCCAACAACCUCAUCCAGGUCCGAUGUACACCGGGGCAACACUGACACUAAUGUAUCUGGUAGACACAGAGUGUGUUUGGAAACAGAAAAUCAUAUUCACAUUUGUUGUGUGUCUUGUCUCCAGCUGAUUGACUGCAUCAUGGUGAUCCCAGAUGAUCCCAAGGAGCCUAAUUUCUCCUCGGUCCUGCCCUGGAUUCUCCUGCACCACAUCAUCAAGCACGAGGAGACUGCUUUCAACUGCCUGCUUCGCCAGCACAUAUCUGUAGGGGACGAUGAAGGUAUGUGGUGGUGGAGUCCAUCAUGUUCAUAACUGCUAUGAUGUCCUGUUUAAAUACAUGUUGGAUGCCCUAAAAUGUCUUGUUGUUCCCUGUGACCCUCUUCAGAAGACUCUAACACCCCCAUGCUACCCUCCUCCCUGAUGCUGCUCAACACGGCCCAUGAGUAUCUGGGUCGCCGCUCCUGGUGCUGCAAGUCAGACGGAGCUCUGCUCAAGUUCUAUGUGAGUUGGUCAACAGGGCUGAGAUUGUGUGGACAUCCUUUGUCAGCUCAGUCAAUUCCUUCUGUUUUGUUUACCUAUGAUAUGGCUUUGAUUAGUUUCUAAUAGCUUUCAAAGUAUUUUUCAUAGUUUAAUCAGGAUAGAACGUAACUAGUGUUGUCUUCACGUUCAUGGUUCAGGUUCGUGUUCUGGAGAAGGAGCUGGCUGUCUCUAAAGCGGAGCCCACCCAUCCCUACAAAGAGGAGUUGGAGAUGGCCUUGGAGCAGUGCUUCUACUGCCUGUACGCCUACCCCAGCAAGAAGAGCAAGGCCCGCUAUCUAGAGGAGCACUCCGCUCAACAGGUCAAACACCCAGCCCUCUUAAAGGGAUACUGUGAGAUUCUGGCAUUUAAGCCCUUGCUUUACUUACGCUGCACGCAGAGACAUAAAAAUGGUAUCCACGAGUUCAUCUGACUCUGGGUAAGUAGAACAAGGGCUUGAAUGCCAGAAUCCAACAGUAUCCCUUUAAUGUCAUAUUACUGACUCUCCUUUAACUUUCAAUGCCGUUCACAUUUCUGGUUUUGUCCUAUUGUUUUGAGAGAGGAUAAGCUAAUGUAAAUCAUGUAAGAUCAUGUAAUAUGUUCAACUGGCUUCUAGGUGGCUGUCAAUGCCACAUGAGGUUGUUUACACACUGGGAUUGGCUUGAAGUGUAACUGUGAUAUGCAGUAAUUGCAUGAUGAAUAGACUGCUCCUAAGGGACCAGGUUAAUUAGUUAAUGAAUGCAAUCCCCUGACUAAUUAACUACUGGUUGGUCAUCCGAGCCAUAAGAUCCAGGGACUCCACUAGAACGGGUCAACACAUGAGUAAGCAUGCAAUUGAUUUACUUUCAGGGAAUUUGAAUGAUAUUAAUUAUCUGGCUGCCUCUGCUUAAGAAUGUACCAGCCAGUGCUGUUAAUCCCUUCUCAUGCUAGAGGAAAUCACCAGGGUUUCAGUUAGGAACAGUUGAAUCUUAGGGCAAUCUCUUUGGGGGCUGAGUAAAAAAAAAACACAUAUGUAUGCGUUAAUAUAAUAAUUAUACAGAUCUUUUUUUUUUAACAGUACAAUACAAUGGUUUUUCUUAUCGUCAUAACUAAAUGUGCCUUUGUAUGGAGUGCAGGUGGAACUCCUGUGGAGCAAUGCCCUCUUCAUGUUCCAGUACUUCAAGCCCAAGACUCUGCCUGAGUUUGACAGCUACAAGACGAGCACGGUGUCUGCUGACCUGGCCAACCUGCUGAAGAGGAUCUCUGGCAUUGUGCCCCGAAGUGACACUCCCAUCCUCACCAUGGACGAGGUGUCAGCCUACAUCGAGGGCACGGCUGGAAAGGUCAGUACAGGGCAUUUAUGAGUCACAAAUGCUAAUUGACUGUACGUAGCCUCAACCUGGCUUUACGUGUUGCCAUGGAGAAGUCUUUAGGCCUGUACAGCACUUCAUGACCAUUCAUUAUAGACACUGUACAAGUCAUUAUCCAUUCAAAUAUAUGUCUGAUUUACAAAUGGAAUGUACAAAUGUACAAGAUUCUAGUGGAAUCUGUAAGACUGAUGUCAGACCUGACAGGAGCAGCAUAGUAGAUCAUGAGGAGAUCAUCCAGUGGUUCUUCCCACCCAGGAGCCAGUACCUUGCCUUCCUGAGGGGGGCGCUCCAGCACCCCCUGUGGUCAAUGAGAUCUUCUACCUCCUGGCUGACUACCACUUCAAGAACAAGGAGCAGUCCAAGGCCAUCAAGUUCUAUAUGCAUGACAUCUGUGUUUGUCCAAACAGGUCAGUUCUAUUGUUUGCUGCUAUAGUUCUAUUGUUGCUAUAGUAUACACAUUUUAAGCAGCUCAACAUGAAUAUAUGAGGUUUUUUUUACCUACAAGGGGAAUUCUAAAUGGUGUGGGUGAUGAUACUCCCAUGGCAUGAUUCAUUCUAUGGUUGUAGGUUUGACUCCUGGGCUGGCAUGGCUCUGGCGAGGGCCAGCCGCAUCCAGGACAAGCUCAACUCCAACGAGCUGAAGAGCGAUGGCCCCAUUUGGAAGCACUCCCUGCCUGUGCUCAACUGCUUUAAGAGGGCCCUGGAGAUCAACAGCUCCAACCUGGCUCUGUGGAUCGAGUACGGCACCAUGUCCUACGCCCUGCACUCCUUCGCCUCACGCCAACUCAAACAGUGGAGGAGCGCGCUGCCCGCUGAGGUCGUCAAACAGGUGCAGUGGACAGACCAGUGUAUAGAAUACUCAUAUGCACUGUAUUCUGUUCUACUUCUUUAAACUAAAUGAUGUCACACCCUGUCACUUCUGGUCAUCAUGUGUCUGAAUUAAUUGUUUAGUCAAUUGAACUGUCUAGUGUAGGCAAAUCACUGCUGACAGUAGUGGAUAUAAUGUGUAUGUGUGUGUUUUUCAGAUGGAGGAGAGGAGAGAUACCAUGCUGGAGACGUCGUCCCAGUGUUUCCAGGGGGCGUCUCGGUGUGAGGGGGAUAGUGAUGAGGAAGAGUGGCUCAUCCAUUACAUGCUGGGGAAGAUAGCUGAGAAACGCAAGCAGCCACCCCGGGAAUACGUCGAGCUCUACAAACAGGUGCACAGCAGGGGAAACUAUCUGUGGACUCAAGUGAUUCAUAGGUCUGCCUUGCAGACUAGUAUUUGUACAGACAGGGGAUGUCCAGGUAGGCCAGUACGGUGGAAGGGGUGAUGGGGAAAUUGGGAAGUCAGAGGUCAGAUAAUGUAGCUCUGUCUGUAUGUCUUUCCCUGUUACCUUCACUGCUUCUUUACCUCUCCAGACCCAGUUCUUACAUUCUAUAGCUCCAUUCUAUAACUUAGAAUCACUGUGUAUCUCUGUUUGUUUUUCUGUUUUUCCAAUACAUGUCUUUUGCAUUGUGUUUUGCUGCUCUGUUAUAACAAGUCUAACACAAUGUCAUCAAUUUAUUAAGCAAUAUGUGUGAAAGGAUGAUAUCUGACCAUUGAAUGAUAUUGACCAUGGAAACCAGUGUUUCAUUGUGUGUAACACCCAUCAGAUGAGAUUGAGCAGUGUCUGAUGCUCUCUCCUCUCUUUCUCUUCCCACGCAGGCAGCACAUUAUCUGCAUGAGGAGGCUGCCAGAUACCCUCGGAAAAUACACUACCACAAUCCCCCUGACUUGGCUAUGGAGGCCCUGGAGGUACACAUGCUUUAGACCAGAGGGUUUCUAGCUCCGGUCCCUACUGGGCCAUAAUGUACAAUUGUGCUUUUGCACAUGAAGAAACCAAUUUUAAAAAAUACAGUUUAUUGCUGUAUUCAUCUAGAACAGUGGUAUUCAAAGUCGGGGUCGCGGAGGAACUGCAGUGGGGUCGUCCCAAAAAAUUAAAUAAAUUAAUAGUAUAUCGUAUUGUAUGGGACAAUAAACAUACAUAUAUAUAUAUAUAUAUACUACCGGUCAAAAGUUUUAGAACACCUAGUCAUUCAAGGGUUUUUCUUUAUUUUUACUAUUGUGGAGUAAUAGUGAAGACAUCAAAACUAUGAAAUAACAUAUGGAAUCAUGUAGUAACCAAAAAGUGUUAAACAAAUCAAAAUAUAUUUUAUAUUUGAGAUUCUUCAAAUAGCUACCCUUGAUGACAGCUUUGCACACUCUUGGCAUUCUCUCAACCAGCUUCACCUGGAAUGCUUUUCCAACAUUCUUGAAGGAGUUCCCACAUAUGCUGAGCACUUGUUGGCUGCUUUUCCUUCUCUCUGUGGUCCGACUAAUCCCAAACCAUCUCAAUUUGGUUGAGGUCGGGGGAUUGUGGAGGCCAGGUCAUCUGAUGCAGCACUCCAUCACUCUCCUUCUUGGUAAAAUAGCCCUUACACAGCCUGGAGGUGGGUUGGGUCAUUGUCCUGUUGAAAAUCAAAUGAUUGUCCCACUAAGCCCAAACCAGAUGGGAUGGUGUAUCGCUGCAGAAUGCUGUGGUAGCCAUGCUGGUUAAGUGUGCCUUGAAUUCUACACAAAUCACUGACAGUGUCACCAGCAAAACACCACCACCUCCAUGCUUUACGGUGGGAAAUACACAUGCGGAGAUAAUCUGUUCACCCACACCGGUUGGAACCAAAAAUCUCAAAUUUGGACUACAAACUUCCACUGGUCUAAUGUCCAUUGCUCGUGUUUCUUGGCCCAAGCAAGUCUCUUCUUCUUAUUGGUGUCCUUUAGUAGUGGUUUCUUUGCAGCAAUUCGACCAUGAAGGCCUGAUUCACACAGUCUCCUCUGAACAGUUGAUGAUGAGAUGUGUCUGUUACUUGAACACUGAAGCAUUUAUUUGGGCUGCAAUUUCUGAGGCUGGUAACUCUAAUGAACUUAUCCUCUGCAGCAGAGGUAACUCUGGGUCUUCCAUCCUGUGGCGGACCUCAUGAGAGCCACUUUCAUCAUAGCGCUUGAUGGUUUUUGCGACUGCACUUGAAGAAGCCUUCAAAGUUAUUUAAAUGUUCCGUAUUGACUGACCUUCAUGUCUUAAAGUAAUGAUGGACUUUUGUUUCUCUUUGCUUAUUUGAGCUGUUCUUGCCAUAAUAUGGACUUGGUCUUUUACCAAAUAGGGCUAUCUUCUGUAUACCACCCCUACCUUGUCACAACACAACUGAUUGGCUCAAACGCAUUAAGAAGGAAAGAAAUUCCACAAAUUAACUUUUAACAAGGCACACCUGUUAAUUGAAAUGCAUUCCUGAAGCAGGUUGAGAGAAUGCCAUGAGGGUGCAAAGCUGUCAUCAAGGCAAAGGUUGGCUACUUUGAAGAAUCUCAAAUAUGAAAUAUAUUUUGAUUUGUUUAACACUUUUUUGGUUACUACAUGAUUCCAUAUAUGUUAUUUCAUAGUUUUGAUGUCUUCACUAUUAUUCUACAAUGUAGACAAUUGUAAAACAUAAAGAAGAACCCUUGAAUGACUAGGUGUUCUAAAAUGUUUUACCUGUAGUGUGUGUAUGUGUUAUGUAGUAAAUGUAUUUAUUGGUUUCUUUUCAUUUUGAUAAGAGAUGAACAUGUAAUGAAUUGAAUAUUAUUUGUUGAUGUAAAAAUGUAUAGAUUUUUUUUUAUAAGGUUGUGUCAUUAGAUAAUAAUAAUAAUAUGCCAUUUAGCAGACGUUUUUAUCCAAAGCGACUUACAGUCAUGCGUGCAUAAAUUUUAACGUGUGGGUGGUCCCAGGAUCGAACCCACUACCCAGGCGUUACAAGCGCCAUGCUCUACCAAUUGAGCUACAGAGGACCAUGACGGUCAUGAGGAUUUAUUUUAGAAAAAAUGGUGUCCCCAGAAAUUCUGGUGAAAAAAAUGGGGUAACUGCUGAAAAAGUUUGAAUAACGCUGAUCUAGAAUGAAUUACAUGUAAGUGUCCUUUUUGUGUAAUAGUAGAUAUGUAGAGAGAGUAUACCGUAUCUUAAUAAAUCCCUUUGACUCUCUGGCAUCUCUCCCUCAGCUGUACUUCCGUCUGAGUGCCACCAUCCUAAAGCUGCUGGAGGCUGAGGAACCGGACCUGGAGCAUGAGAUCUUCUUCAACAUCCUCGCUGAGGCAGCCACCGGACCCUUCGCCAGGGGGGAAGAGAAGAGCAUGCCCAGGUCCCACGAAAAGUGAGGGGGCCUCAACCUUAGCCUGGGAUCUAUGCUCUUUGUUAUGAAACUCAUUCUGUGACUCACCUACAAAUCAAAAGAAAAACCUGAAAUUCCCCCACUCUGGCCCAACCUUUUGUUUUGUCCCCCUCUCUCUCACCUCAGGGAGAAGCCCCUCUCCAUGAUGGACGAGGACUCCCACUGCUCUGUGUCGUCUGUGUGCGCUGCGGCGGAUGUUCAUGGGGCCUCCCUCCCCUCCAACGCUGCAGGUCUGACAUCCCCACCUUACACGGCCACUCCGGUCGACCACGAUUACGUCAAACGUAAAACCCUCAGGCGGCAGCAGCAGCAGACGUGGCAGCAGCAGCAUGAGGAGCAGCAGCAGGCUGAUGGUACAGUCCCAGUCCUAGACUCUGCCUCUGGGCCUCUGGGCCCUUCCUUCACUGGGCUGGGUGAGGAAUCUCACUGGGCUGGGGAGUAGUGGUGGUUAGAAGGUACAUCACUAUGAUGAUAAUGGGUCUGGUUCCAGUAAGGACCCCAUAUGCACUGGGUGAUUGGGAUAUCAUGGUAAAAUGGGCAAUAUGGCAUCUCAGGAUAUGUGGACAACAGCGUUUAGUUUAAGCAAACAGGUGUGAAGGUUGAGUUUGGCAGACAGUGUCCUGGCGUGUGUGUUGUAAUAUAUAGUCAAUAUUUAGACUUCUGUGGUUGUCACCCUCUUCUUUUCCCUUCUUUCCCAUUUCCCUUGCUUCUCCUUUUGAUGACAUCACCAUUUUCUAUUGCAAAUUCAGGAGACCUUGUGUCCCUGCAUAGAUCAUUUUCUCAUCGCCUCUUAUGAAGCAAUUUUGACAAUAGAUCCUGAUUUUAUCAUAUGCUCUUUUGAUUUUAGCUUUUGAUUUCAUCAGGUGUUUCUGAUGGCUAUUCUUACUAUUCAAAUAAUCAUAGCAAGGUAAUUUUUUAUGAAAAUAAUCCAAGCGGUUUGCUAGCGAUCACAUUAGACUUGGUUGCCAAUAUGUUAUAGUGGGUAAUGGCCAGUAAAAUAGAGCUCUGUCCCGGACACAGCAGGCUUUUAGUGUGUUGUUGACUUUAGACCCGCUGUUACAAUCCCAGAGCCACAGACAAGACACAGCCAGGUUUCCAUUGAGAGGUUUUACCUGAUCCUAGUGAACAGUUGCUGAAUUGCUUGAGGUACCUCACAGUACCUGUUAAUGGCAUCUCACUGCAUCUUCACUUGAAACAACUGAGCUGAAUUGAAGAUUGUCACACACUGACAGGACACUUCUAGACACAAAAGCUUGUCUUUAAACAAAUAUUAUCUGUCAAGGAAAGUUUGGUAGCUGCACUGACACUUGGAACUGAAAAAAACCUAUGGUUCAGAAUUCUGCCUGUUACUGUGUGUGCAGUUGGAUUACUAAACCAGUCUAGUGCUUGUGCAGUACUGUAUGAGUAUUACUGAUGAUUGUUUUACUAGUGGCAGCAGACCUGUCAGUUGGAGCUGUAGGAGGAGGGAAAGGGGAAAAGGGGCUGAUUUUGUAUUUUAUUUAACCUUUAUUUAACUAGGCAAGUCAGUUAAGAACAAAUUAUUAUUUACAAUGACGGCCUACACCGGCCAAACCCGGACGACGCUGGGCCAAUUGUGUGCCGCCCUAUGGGACUCCCAAUCACGGCCGGUUGUGAUACAGCCUGGAAUCGAACCAGGGGGUCUGUAGUGACGCCUCAAGCACUGAGAUGCAGUGCCUUAGACCGCUGCGCCACUCGGGAGCUUUUAGAGUACACACUAUUCUUUUGUUUUAAAAGACUGUAGUGGGGUGAAUCAGUCACCUUGUAAAGAGUAAUUUCAAAUAUUCUACUUUACUAGACCUACACUGUCCACAUGCAGACAAUAUUAGCAUACAAUAUAACAGCAUGUUUAGAGAUCCUUCAGUACAAGGGAGGCAGCUUUUCAAAAUGAAUUACAAAGAAGAUAUAUCAGUUAAUGCACUGAUGCAACUUUGCUUUACAUUUUAGCGCUUAGUAUUGCAUGACAACAGUAGUGUGAUGGAAGACAAAAGCAGUUUACUCUUAACUCCCAAUUGCCGGUGGUGAGAUGAUUGUCUGCUUCACCAAAGUGUGUAUAAAAAUGCACCAAAUCUCAGCGCACUAAACCUAUGUUUACAUUUACGGACCAUUCUUAAGAGCAUAUUUUACAGAGGGGAAGCGAUCAUGUAAAAAUAUAAUGUACAAAAGAGUGUGUGAUUGUCCAUUUGUACUUAGUAGGAAGUUCUAUAUAUUCCUGAAAAAAGCUGAAAUGCUUUUCCCUUAUAGAAACAUACAAUAAUGUACAAUUGGCUCCUGUUUCCCAUAAUUUCAAUGAUAUGCAGCAUUGUUUACUAUGUUUGUUACAUUGUUGCAAAGACGUCAAGGGGUAAAAACAAAUAUUUGCCAUGAGUGAAAAGAUACAGUAUCAUUGAAUGAAUGCUGUUGUAAUUAUUGAACAAAAAUAUAAAACGCAACAUGCAACAAUUUCAAAGAUUUUACUGAGUUACAGUUCAUAUAAGGAAAUUAGUCAACUGAAAUAAAUUCAUUAGGCCGUAAUCUAUGGAUUUCACAUGACUGGGAAUAUACAGAUAUGCAUCUGUUGGUCACAGAUUAUAUAUAUAUUUUUUAAAAUAGGCGCGUGUCUUGUGUGACCACCAUUGCCUCAUGCAACGUGACACAUCUCCUUCACAUAGUUGAUCAGGCUGUUGAUUGUGGCCUGUGGAAUAUUGUCCCACUCCUCUUCAAUGGUUGUGCAAAGUUGAUGGGUAUUGGCGGGAACUGGAACAAGCUGUCGUACACGUUGAUCCAGAGUAUCCCAAACAUGAUCAAUGGGUGACAUGUCUGGUGAGUAUGCAAGCCAUGGAAAAACUGGGACAGUUUAAGCUUCCAGGAAUUGGGUACAGUUCCUUGCGACAUGGGGCCUUGCAUUAUCAGGCUGAAACAUGAGGUUAUGGCAGCGGGUAAAUGGCACGACAAUUGGCCUCAGGAUCUCAUCACGGUAUCUCUGUGCGUUCAAAUUGCCAUAGAUAAAAUGCAGUUGUGUUCGUUGUCCGUAGCUUAUGCCUGCCCAUACCAUAACCCCACCGCCACCAUGGGGCACUCUGUUCACAACGUUGACAUCAGCAAUCUGCUCACCCACACAACGCCACACACGCUGUCAGCCAUCUGCCCGGUACAGUUGAAAUCGGGAUUAAUCCGUGAAGUCCACACUUUUCCAAUGUGCCAGUGGCCAUCGAAGGUGAGCGUUUGCCCACUGAAGUCGGUUACGACGCCAACUGCAGUCAGGUCAGACCCUGGUGAGGACAACAAGCACGCAGAUUAGCUUCCCUGAGACGGUCUCUGACAGUUUGUGCAGAAAUUCUUUGGUUGUGCAAACCCACAUUUCAUCAGCUGUCCGGGUGGCUGGACUCAGACGAUCCCGCAGGUUAAGAAGCCGGAUAUGGAGGUCCUGGGCUGGCAUGCUUACACGUGGUCUGCGGUUAUGAGGCCGGUUGGACAUACUGCCAAAUUCUCAAAAACAAUGUUGGUGGUUUAUGGUAGAGAAAUGAACAUUUAAUUAUCUGGCAACAGCUCAGGUGGACAUUCCUCCAGUCAGCAUGCCAAUUGCACGCUCCCUCAAAACUUGAGACAUCUGUGGCAUUGUGUUGUGUGACAAAACUGCACAUUUUAGUGUCCUUUUAUUGUCCCCAGCACAAGGUGCACCUGUGUAAUGAUCAUGCUGUUUAAUCAGCUUCUUUUUAUGCCACACCUGUCUGGUGGAUGGAUUAUCUUGGCAAAGGAGAAAUGCUCACUAACAGGGAUGUAAACAAAUUUGUGCACAGAAUUUUAGAGAAAUAAGCUUUUUGUGUUUAUGGAACAUUUCUGGGAUCUUUUUAUUUCAGCUCAUGAAACAUGAACAACACUUUACAUGUUGCGUUGAUAUUUUUGUUCAGUAUAAAUUGACCAUUCAUUACAAACAGCCUUGCAAAAUAUCUUGGCAUUAUGUACUGUAAAAACAGCCUUUGGUAUUUUGUUUUCCCCCCUGUGCCCUGUUUAGCUUGAAUGUCUGACUACUGCAGCCAUAUUGCCCAUGUUGCCAGUUUUUCUGUCACCUUUUCCAGAUUCCUUCCUACCUACCUACCUACCUACCCACCUGCCUGCUACCUCUCUGCCUGCUUGCUUCUGCCACCUGCUUUGUCAUUUAUAUGCAUGUGGAUCCCAAGGGAUGAAUGCUGCCAGUGGACAAAUUCAGUCCUCUCACAAACAAUCCACUAAAUGGUCCAUGGGCUACUAUUUGGCUUGGGUUUGGUGUUGCUUACUUUUGUAAUAGAGAUCUUAACCUAUUUGAUUGUAUUUGAAAGUUAAACCAUGAUUACUAUGAUUACCUUUUGCAGUUGUUUUAAAUUGAUAUUUACAUUUUAGUCAUUGAGCAGACGCUCUUAUCCAGAGCGACUUACAGUUAGUGCAUUCAUCUUAAGAUAGCUAGGUGGGACAUUCACAUGUCAUACAUAGUACAUGUUUCCUCAAUAAAGUAGCUUACUAUCAGCAAAGUCAGGGCUAGUAUAAUGAUAUAAUGCCAAAUCAGUCCGAAUGUGGUUUGCCAGUGGGUGCCAAGCCCUUCCUGCUUGAUGCCUGUUUGAAGCACAUCAUGGUAACAGCAAUAUGUCAGCAAUUAUGGGGAGUAGAGGCAGCAGUGCUGUUCUCAAUUGAAACAUAUGUGUGAUCGAGGAAACAAAACGUGUACUGUAAUAUCAUGUCUAAUUGUCAAAUGAGGAAUGCAGCAUUUUUGUUAGUUUAUUUUUUUUAAAGCAUACUCCCGAUAUCUUCAACAGCCACCCCAGAACUUGACCAUGAUUACUGCCUGCCCAGGUCUCCAAUGUGGCUGGCAACCCUGAAUGGUACUGCACUUAAGACCCUCCCACAAACUGCUCUUAUAUCCAUAUUCAGGACAUUACAGAGUAUCAUUCACGAUUUUAGGGACACAUUUGCUCAGUGUAAAAGUGUCCGGAAAUCAGUUCCACAAAAUUCGUCACUACCCCACACUUUUCUUUUUAAGGGGCAGUCCUUCUUGCAACACCUAUAUCAGCUAUAUUUGUACAUUUAGCUAAUUACAGUGAAUCUUUAACAAGUCCCCUGAGCUCCUUUCACAGAGCUUUGUUGCCUUCCUGCUAAUUUGGUUAUUGUCUGCAGAGGACUUCAGCUUCUUGCUGAGGUUGUACAAUGUGCUUAUUAUGAAGAAUGCUGGCACCUAGUUUUUAGGUAGCUUGGGUGCUGUUUAAAGGCAGAGGCCUCCCUCAAAGCAUGACUAAGGUCUGGAUAUUUUUGUGUUUAUAUGAUUACUGUACUGCUACUGUAAUGGCUGUCCUGCUGAUGAUCCUGAUGAUGUUUGCAUAACUAGAGAUACUUUACUACACACUUACUCCCUUUUUCAUUCUUGGGAUACAAGUACCUAUUUUAUUCCUGAAUGAAAACCUUAACUGCUUUGUGAUUGAUCCCUUGAUAACCCAGAGGAAUAGGUUGGGUGUCAGUGGCCCAUCCAUGGGGAAUGGCUGGUCCAUGCAUGUGACUGGCACCCAUGCCAGACCUGUGUUUGUGUUUGACCCCUGGCAGAGCGCAGUCAGGACAGUGUGGUGGUGAUGCUGUCUGACUCCAACUCCACCCAGGAUGCCUUCACAGACCCCGCCAGCUCCCAGGACAGUAGCCAUGUUAAGCUGCAGUCUCAGUCUGGAAAGGGCAGUACGUCUUCAUCUGAGAACACCACCCCCAUCAAGGAGGGCCAGCCUACAGUUGAAGACACAGGUGGGUGUUGUUCCUUUUAUCCUGAAAUGCUGUAAAGGAAAUUAGUUCUACCCGAACACCAGCUUUAGUAUUUGCUAAAUGGGGAUGUUCUUUAGUGAUAUUGUGAGCCAAUGACUGUUGUGUUUAUAGAGGGGACAGGACAUAUUGAGAAUGGAUCAUGUUAAUGUUUCUCUCCUCUUCAAACCCUCAAUUCCUCAAGGCUCACAAGGGGGAAGAAGCAACGAGGGCGGGACUGUAAUCUUGCUGGAGGUCAAAGAACAACUCCAAGAAGUAGAAGACACAAUGUCAGUGACCGUACCUGAGGCUGAUGCCCUAAAGCCGACCAUAGAUCCCUGCCCUCAUCCACUGCCUGUUCCAUCCACCCCACCAAAGGCCUCGUCCACUCCCCAGGCCACCCCCCAAACCCCCACUCCCCAGGCCACCCCGCAGACUCCCGCCAGCGAUGGGAAGAGCCGUCACCAGAGGUGGCCCGAGCCCCCUCCAGAGGUGGUGGAGGUGCCCAAGGCCCUUCCCGCAGAGCGGAAUGAACAGCGCCACAUGCUGGUGGAGAUGUGUGUCCGUGCUCUCUUCCUCUGCCUGAGCCGCUUCCCUCAGCACUACAAGAGCCUCUACCGCCUGGCCUUCUUCUACACCAACAGCAAGACCCAACAGGUUAGUUAGCCCACCCUCCCUCCAUAUCAUGCAUGGUCACUAACAUUCAUUCACAGAAUGUUUAGACAGGAAAAUUAAACAAUUUAUAUACCAGACCGUAAACCUAUCAUCAGUGGCAUUACAUCUGACAUUUAAAUCCCUCAAACCAUGAAUCUGGUUUACACCAUUGCCUCAAGUAUGGUAUAUUGGUAUUCAAAUAGAUGGUGUUUUUUGAAGAAUUGUAUGUCUGCAGUUCGUUUGGCUUGGACUCUGCAUUUCUCUUGUCAAUUGUGUCAGUUUGCCUGUGGGACUGUGUGGUUUAUGUGACAGUACAGAAGGUGCUGAAACAGGAGAGUGUGCUUUGUACACAAGGCUCUGUGGGCAGAGGUGUGCGUGGGUGGCAGCAGCGCAGUUCUCUCUCAGCCAGGUUUGGCACAGCGAGACUGCGUAAUGUCGUGACGUCCUACAGUCAGCAUUUUGCCAGUCAGACCCUUUUAUGGGGACUGCUGGUCUCAAUUCAAUGAAGUUGGGUUAGCCAAUUGCCAGGGCAGAGUUCUGGCCAUUGGUAACAGUUCACUAUGCUGUUUUCUUUAAUAACCUUUUGAGACUUAUGUAGCUCUCCUCAGACCAUGCUGUUCAUCUUGAGGUUAGAGGAUUUAUUCAGUCAGGUAGACUGACCUGGGCCCCUCACUGUCUGUAUUUUACUGCCCCAGUGUUUUAGAUUUGACAAAAAUUGAUAAUAUACAGUUGGCUGGGUUUUCCGUGCAUCGGCAGGGCAGAACAGCUACGUCCUGUAAGGCUAGGGGUGGGGAUGUGAGUCUAUUUGUCAAUAAUAGCUGGCGCGCAAUGUCUAAUAUUAAGGUAGUCUCGAGGUAUUGCUCGCCUGAGGUAGAGUACCUCAUGAUAAGCUGUAGACCAUACUAUCUACCAAGAGUUUUCAUCUAUAUUUUUCGUAGCCGUCUUAUUUACCACCACAAACUGACGCUGGCACUAAGACCGCACUCCACGAGCUGUAUAAGGCCAUAAGCAAACAAGAAAAUGCUAAUCCAGAAGUGGCGCUCCUAGUGGCCGGGGACUUUAAUGCAGGCAAACUUAAAUCCGUUUUACCUCAUUUCUACCAGCAUUUCACAUGUGCAACCAGAGGGGAAAACAACUCUAGACCACCUUCACUCCACACACAGAGACGCGUACAAAGCUCGCCCUCCAUUUGGCUAAUCUGACCAUAUUUCUAUCCUCCUUAUUCCUGCUUACAAGCAAAAACUAAAGCAGGAAGUACCAGUGACUCGCUCAAUAUGGAAGUGGUCAGAUGACGCGGAUGCUACAUUACAGGACUGUUUUGCUAGCACAGACUGGAAUAUGUUCCGGGAUUCAGCCAAUGGCAUUGAGGAGUAUACCACCUCAGUCACCGGCUUAAUCAAUAAGUGCAUCGACGACAUCGUCACCACAGUGACCGUAUGUACAUAUUCCAACCAGAAGCCAUGGAUAACAGGCAACAUCCGCACCGAGCUAAAGGCUAGAGCUGCCGCCUUCAAGGAGCGGGACACUAAUCUUAUAAGAAAUCCCGCUAUGCCCACAGACGAACCAUCGAACAGGCAACGCGUCAAUACAGCACUAAAAUUUAAUCCUACUACACCGGCUCUGACGCCCUUCGGAUGUGGCAGGGCUUGCAAACUAUUACGGACUACAGGGAAACCCAGCCACGAGCUGCCCAGUGACACAAGCCUACCAGACGGGCUAAAUGCCUUUUUAUGCUCGCUUUGAGGCAAGCAGCACUGAAGUAUGAAUGAGACCACCAGCUGUUCCGGACGACUGUGUGAUCACGCUCUCCGUAGCCGAUGUGAGCAAGACCUUUAAACAGGUCAACCUUCACAAGGCCGCGGGGCCAGACGGAUUAGCAGGACAUGUACUCAGAGCAUGUGCAGACAAACUGGCAAGUGUCUUCACUGACAUUUUCAUCCUCUCUCUGACAGUCUGUAAUACCUACAUGUUUCAAGCAGACCACCAUAGUCCCUGAGCCCAAGAAAGCGAAGGUAACCUGCCUAAAUGACUACCGCCCCGUAGCACUCACGUCGGUAGCCAUGAAGUGCUUUAAAAGGCUGGUCAUGGCUCAUAUCAACACCAUCAUCCCGGAAACCCUAGAACCACGCCAAUUCGCAUACCGCCCCAACAGAUCCACAGAUGACGCAAUCUCAAUCGCACUCCACACUGCCCUUUCCCACCUUGACAAAAGGAACACCUAUGUGAGAAUGAUGAUAAUUGACUACAGCUCAGCGUUCAACACCAUAGUGCCCACAAAGCUCAUCACUAAGCUAAGGACCCUAGGCUUAAACACCUCCCUCUGCAACUGGAUCUUGGACUUCCUGAUGGGCCGUCCCCAGGUGGUAAGGGUAGGCAACAACACAUCUGCCACACUGAUCCUCAACAGGGGGCCCCUCAGGGGUGCGUGCUUAGUCCCCUCCUGUACUCCCUGUUCACCCACGACUGCGUGGCCGCGCACGACUCCAACACCAUCAAUACGUUUGCUGACGACAAUGGUGGUAGGCCUUGUUUUUACACUGCUGCUACUCGCUGUUUAUUAUCUAUGCAUAGUCACUUUACCCCUACCUACAUGUGCAAAUCACCUCGACUAACCUGUACCCCCUCACAUUGACUCUGUACCAGUACUCCCUGUAUAUAGCCUCAUUAUUGUUAUUUUAUUGUGGUAUCUUUUACUUUAGUUUAUUUAGUAAAUAUUUUCUUAACUCUAUUUUCUUAAAACUGCAUUGUUGGUUAAGGGCUUAUAAGUAAGCAUUUCACGGUAAGGUAUUCGGCGCAUGUAACAAAUAUAAUUUUAUUUUAUCAUAAUGCAUUUUUGAAAAUUAGCUACAACAUGCUGUACCUAAUGAAUACAACACAGCUUUGGUGACACCCUUGUCUCAAAAACGAAUGGUUUUGACCGCUGGAACUUUUGGAAAUUAAGCUUCUCAUCUCGACCGUGCCGUUCUGCUUGUAAAAUUAUUACCAACUUUACACACUUGAUGUAAAAAUUAGAAGCUGUUAUCGGGUUAACUAUAUAUACUUGAAUAUCAAGUUGAAACUUCCAUGUCAAUAACUUGACUUCAGCUACAGUCACUUUGUACUGUUAAACUACAGUUAGUAGUGUCCAUCAGAGCUGCUAUGACAGGGAACAAGGGAACAGAACAGUGUUAGGUAGUGGAUGAUGCAGGGGAACAGAACAGUGUUAGGUAGUGGAUGAUGCAGGGGAACAGAACAGUGUUAGGUAGUGGAUGAUGCAGGGGAACAGAACAGUGUUAGGUAGUGGAUGAUGCAGGGGAACAGAACAGUGUUAGGUAGUGGAUGAUGCAGGGGAACAGAACAGUGUUAGGUAGUGGAUGAUGCAGAUGAAAAUGAGAGAUUCAAACAAACUUGUUGUAUGAUGCAGCCUAAAGUCUUCACCUUUUUUAGUCUUGUCUGUGGUUUAUGUGGUUUGCCUCUUGAGGGACCGUUUUCAUAUCCCCAGUCUUCUGAUUUAUGUUUUAUGUUUUCCCAGAAUCUGCGGUGGGCACGAGAUGUGUUGCUAGGAAGCAGUGUCCCAUGGCAACAGCUGAAGCACAUGCCAGCACAAGGACUUUUCUGUGAGAGGAACAAGACAAACCUGUUCAAUGUAAGUUCACCAAGCCAGCUCUGCCAUCAAGGUCCUGUUACUCACCUGGCUAACAUUACUAUGCACCAGUCCUGGUUCUCAGUUUGUUUUACAGUUUGGAAAGUGAACAGUUCUUUUUUUGAAUAUUGCAAACUCAAUGGUAAAUUACAGAAUUUACACACAAUUUGACAUCUAAUCAGAAGUCAGUGAUUGGAAGGAAAUGCUGAGAGUUCAUUUGGCGUGUCUUCCAAUAGACUUCCUCCUCGACUUAUAGCAAUAACAUUCUGCACCAGGAGAGACCCUUAAUAGCUAAAACAAUGGAGGGAGAACUGAGAGAUUCCAACAUCAGUUGUUUUAAAGCUUCAAAAUUAAAAGGGUACUUUUGGGAAUUACAUACUCAGUGUGUCCACCUUCUCAUCACAUCUGUUGUAAGUCCUCCAAGAGAUAUUUCCCCUUGCUGCAACUAUUUUUAGUCCCAGUGAUCCAUGCAAUAUGUUCUUAGCAUAUUAUUGUAUGGUUGCUUUUAGCCUAAUUGUGGAAUCCCAGGUAACACUGUCAUGAAUGGAAGCAUGUGUGGAGGGAGGGCUGUGGAGUGUGUCGUCUCUUCCACACGCCAGUCAUUUACCUCCUUUUGACUUGAAUGAAAUCCCCAUGGAAGCAGGUAUCGGUGUUAUUCUGAUGUGGGGCAUGUGGUCGUUAGGUUUUCAUCAUGUUUUAGCCUUGUUAUAGGAGAGGAACACAUUUUUGAGCCUAAUCCUAUUUUGAGAUCUGCAUGUCCAAUUUGAACUUUCACACAAAUUCACAUUGACACGAAGGCAAUGUUUACUCUAAAGCCUAAAGAGUUACUUGCGCAUAUGGUAAGUUAGGAUUUGGUCAUACUGUAUUUAGGUGGUAUAGGGACUGUAGUUGUCCUGCUCAGGCCAUGCUCAGGCUGGUGGAGGGAGCACGCAGCGUGGCCCUGGCUUCAACUGGACUCUCAGCUAUUUAAACCUGCUGCCCUGCCUGGCAGACCAACUGUUAUAG